Phytophthora sojae is the source of this 5937-nucleotide messenger RNA. RefSeq names its product ABCA1 lipid exporter. Lineage: Eukaryota; Oomycota; Peronosporomycetes; Peronosporales; Peronosporaceae. The record is from RefSeq and is a predicted model, not a curated record. The transcript has 2 exons. Gene Ontology annotation, molecular function: ABC-type transporter activity; lipid carrier activity; ATP hydrolysis activity. Gene Ontology annotation, cellular component: intracellular membrane-bounded organelle; membrane. Gene Ontology annotation, biological process: lipid transport; transmembrane transport. The coding region runs from base 1 to 5937 and encodes 1978 amino acids.
AUGGACCAACCUCUGACGGUCAAUGCGCCUGCUUCGCCACCGGCACCGGCCAAACGCUCCAACCUGCGCUUUGUGCCCACGCUGCUGCGCAAGAACUGGCUGCUGAAGCGCAAGCACCCCGUCGCGCUCUUCUUCGAGGUGCUCACGCCCGUGCUCUUCAUCGUCGUCAUGGAUCUCGUGCGCACCACGAGCACUGACAAGACCGUGCCCUCCGGGUUCACUCUGGGCCCGACGUCGUACAACCUCUUCAGCCCAGGCGGCUGGUCGCUCGUGGGGCCGAGCACGACGCCCAUGUUCGCCACGCCCGAGACCACGCUAUCAGGACUGAUGCUGCACCUGGCCUACAUGUCGUUCGACUACGGGCGCCUCAUGAAGACGUUCACUUCCGAGAACCGCACGAUCUGCGAGCGCGAGCUGGCACUUGGAGGUCGAGUCAGUCUCAACUCGUCGUCACCUUACGCUCUUCCAGCAGAGUGUGAAGGUCGCGUAUCGCCGUUCAAAUUCGCCAUUGCGCCGGACGACGACUUCACGCGGAACUACUUCUUCGAGACGAUGAAGCAAUGGUACCCGACUAUCGUCAUCAAUGACUCAUCCAACGCGUCGCAGCUUGUGAUCCCGUCGUUCGAGGAUAGCACUGUGUUUUUCGAUACGGAGGAUGCCCUGGAAGAAUACGUCAAGUCGUCGGACUACGCCAAGACCGCAGCUCAGCCGCGCAUCUUCGGCGCCAUCGUGUUCAUCACUUACCCGACCGACGCCAGUGCCAUCGGUCAGCCCGCUUCUAUCGAGUAUACGCUGCGCCUGAACUCGACUUAUGUCGGCGACAGCGAGGAUAAUCGAUAUAUCCCGAGAACUGUUGGUAGCGACGGCGCGUCGACCUGGGGUUCCUUCGAUCGCAAGCUCGAAACCACUGAGUAUCAGCAGUACACGACGAAUGGCUUCAUGACGCUACAGACGCUCGUCACGCGCUUUGUCAACUGCCUACCCGACUGGGAUGCCAGCACCAAGAGCACCACGGGUGCUUGCCAAGUGAACGCGUCUACCGCGCUGUCCUCGGAUGGUCUGGAUCUGCGCCUGCUAGAGACCGUGGUCAAUGACCCCGCGACGAAGUUUGCUGGUGGUUUAUUCAGCCAAUUGUUCAGCGAAUCGUCCCCUCUCAGCAGCGACGCCGCCGAGUUGCAGCUGGACGGUACUACUCGUGACGCCCUGCUGACCCCGCUUCGCCAGACGCCACAGCCGUACCUCGGGUCGCUAACCACGCCGUUCCCUAUCGACUCCUUCGACUCCUCCUCUUUCUACGAUGCCGUCACGAACGCCUUCCCCAUCUUCUUCAUCCUCACGUACUUGCACCCGUUGUCGAAGAUUCUCGUUGGGUUGAUGUCCGAGCGGGAAACGAGGUCACGAGAGCUCAUGAAGAUUCUCGGCGUCAAGGAGUCCAGUAUUGUGAUCUCGUGGUACAUCACGUACAUCGUGAUUUUGUUCGUGAGUUGCGUGCUGCAGGCCUUAGCGGCCGUCGCCAAGCUGUUUCCGAACACGAAUGUGGUGCUGCUGUUCCUGUUCUUUUUCCUGUUCAGCUUGAGCGUGUUGGGCUUCGCCUUCAUGGUCAGCUCGAUGUUCUCGAAAUCGCGCACGGGCGUGUACGUCGGCUUCAUCGCGUUCUUCAUCAUGUACGGCGUGACGGGAGCUUUCAACGAUUCAUCGUCGGAAUCGUCCAAGAACAUCGCGUGUCUGCUGGCCCCGGUCGGACUCGUCUUCGGCAUCAACUCGCUCGCGUCUUCAGAGACAUCACACGUGGGGAUUUCGUUCGCAACCGCGUCGCAGCGUAUCGACAACUUCCGCUUCUCGACGGCGCUCUGGUACUUCGCACUCGACACGAUAUUGUACACGCUGCUGGGGCUGUACUUCGAAAAGGUAAUCCCCAAGGAGUACGGCAUGCCGGAGAAAUGGUACUUCCCACUUCGCCCUUCGUACUGGAGGAAGACCAGGAAGUUCGUCACGUCGACUCAGGCGACUGAGAAUGGAUCCGCCGUUCAGGUGGAUUUGAAUCCCAACAUUGAGCCGGUGAGCACAGACCUGAGGGACCAAGAAACUUCGGGUGAGGCGCUCUCUGUGCAAGGUCUUCGUAAAGUAUUCCCCGUACCUGGUGGCGAGAAGGAAGCUGUCAAGGGGUUGCAUAUCAACAUGUACUCAGGCCAGAUCACGUGUUUGCUUGGACACAACGGCGCUGGCAAGACGACGUUGAUUUCCAUGCUCACGGGCGUAACACCUCCGACGGCAGGGGAUGCUACCUUUCACGGGCUCUCGUUCCGCGAAGACAUGGACGAGAUCCGUGAAUCUCUUGGUAUUUGCUUCCAGCACGAUGUCCUUUAUCCGGAACUGUCCGUCCAAGAUCAUCUUGAAUUCUACGCUCGCAUCAAAGGGUAUAUGGGUGAAGCACUAGCGGACGAGGUCGCAGCCAAAAUUCGCGAGGUCGGUCUUGUGGACAAGCGAGACACGGUCAGUAGUGCGUUGUCCGGAGGCAUGAAACGUAAGUUGUCGGUGGCUAUUUCGCUUCUUGGAGACAGCUCUCUCGUGUUUCUGGAUGAACCAACGUCAGGUAUGGACCCGUACUCGCGACGCAGUACGUGGGAAAUCCUGAUGGGCAACCGACAGAGCCGCGUGAUGGUGCUGACGACGCACUUCAUGGACGAAGCAGAUAUCCUGGGCGAUCGCAUCGCCAUCAUGGCUGAGGGUGAGCUCCGAUGCUGUGGGUCGGCGCUGUACCUCAAGAACCAGUUUGGGGUGGGCUAUAACCUGACGAUCGUGAAGGCGGAGCACUGCAACGACGCCAACGUAAUCGACUUUGUCUCGCGAUAUAUUCCUUCGAGUCGCGUGCUCAGCAACGUGGGCACCGAAAUCGCGUUCCAGCUGCCUUUGGAUAGUUCGUCCCAAUUCCCAGCCAUGUUCCGCGAGCUUGACGAGAAUCUCCACAAUCUCCAAGUAGCAGAAGCAUCAGACGAAGACCAACAGCACACGCUGCAGAAUCGAGUCAAACAGCAUACGCUGAACGCCCAGGACAGCAUUCCAAUCGUUGGCGACAAACCGACUGAUGGGCACUACCACGGGUUGGACCGCACAGGCAGUUCGUUGCCGCUGGGGCGUUCCCGAUCUGUGUUCUUGACCCAAAUGGUGGCGAUGGUCCAGAAGCGUUUCCGAAUGGCGAAGAGGGACAAGAAGCUGUUCGUGGUGGGACUGCUUCUGCCGGUGGCGUGGCUGAUCUUUGGGCUGUCGAUUCUGAAGGGUGCAGGUCUCACAAACAACGAUCCUUUCAUGGCGUUGAAGCUGAAUGGUCUGGAAGACGACGCUAGAAGUAUACUGCUACCGUCUUUCUGCGAGCAAAGCUCUGGUAGCUGGUGCGAGACCGCGUUGGGCAGUGACUACUUCUCCGGUGCGUCUAUUGUGACUCUCAGCCAGGACGACAUCGGUAGUCCACCCUACUCGAGCGACUCGCCCACCGUCUUCAACGUCCUGUACGACAGUCCCUCCAUCAAUGCGACUGACGCGACAGGAUACCAGUUGAGAGUGAGCGAGAAGAUUUUCACCCGGGCCUUCACGGAUCAUAUCUCGGACCAGUUUGGUGGGUACCUAGUUCAUGCGGACGUGGACAACAACGUAUUCGGCUACAACGUGCUGAUCAACACGACGCUGACACAUGGUUCAGUCGUGUUCAAGGAGCUCAUGGAUCAGUCACUGUACCGGUUGAUGGCCACGCAACACGAUUCAUCAAUUGGGGCAUCGGAUCUCAGCUUGACAGUGAACAACCACCCGCUCCCGUUGACUGCUGAGAACACCGCGCUGUUUUCGGCGUACAUUUCAUUCACGGCGGUGCUGUUCAUUAUGAUCGCGUUUGCGUACUACCCAGCUUCUAUCGUCGUCAUGCUGGUUCGAGAGAGAUCCCCCGACCACAAUUCCAAGCACCAGCAACUCGUGUCGGGCGUCGGCAUCAACUCGUUCUGGACUGCAAAUUACAUUUGGGACUUCGUCGUGUUUCUCAUUCCUGGGGUCAUUGCGCUGGCGCUCAUCCAGGCUUACGAUCUCUCGGCGCUCACGGGCUCAAGUGCGUGUGUCACUUGCGGCGACUCAACGUUUGUCGCUGUGAUCGUGCUGGUGCUGGCCUUCGGGCUGGCCAUUUGCCCUCACGCGUACUGCUGGUCGUACUUGUUCACGGACCCGGCGUCUUCCCAGACGUACAUGAUUCUGAUCAACUUUGUGCUGGGACUCGCUCUCAUGAUCGUCUCCUUCGUGAUGCAAGUCAUCGACAGCACCGAGAGCGCGGAUAAGGCACUCCAGUUCAUCUGGCGCUUGUCCCCUCUCUUCUGUCUUGGUCGAGGCCUCCUCAACUUGACCGUCAUCGAGAUUACCCACACCGGAGGAGCUGAGGCCGAAAACGAGCUCUCUAAAGACCCCUUUGCGCUGGAAAACACCGGUUACGAGAUCAUCUAUCUGCUCAUCGACGCGGCGCUGUAUUACGCGCUUGCGGUGGGCAUCGACUACGCGCUGAAUUUCCCCAAGAUCAAGUCUGCACUCUCCAAAGACCCCGAUAUCCCAGUGGCGCACCGAGUAAUUGACGAGGAUGUUGGAGCUGAAGUGGACCGAGUAAUGCUGGGCGGUGCGGACAACGACACCAUCAAGCUACAAAAUCUCCGUAAGGUUUAUCGAAAGGGUCAGAAGGUUGCGGUGCAGGACUUGUCGUUCGGACUGAGGCAGGGCGAGUGCUUUGGCUUUCUCGGCAUCAACGGCGCUGGCAAAACGACCACGAUGAAGAUGCUGACGGGGGAUAUCGUACCCACAUCCGGCAACGCGACACUGAGCGGCUUCGACAUCUUGACGCAGCAAGUGGAGGUUCGCCGCCAGAUCGGCUACUGCCCGCAGUUCGACGCACUCAUCGACCUACUCACCGUUCGCGAGCAUCUGGAGCUGUUCGCCAAAAUCAAGGGCGUCUCGAGCGCGGACUUGGACUUCGUAGUGUCCGAGAAGAUGGAGCAGCUCAACCUGACAGCAUUCGAAGACAAGUUGGCCGGCAGCCUUAGUGGCGGUAACAAGCGCAAACUGUCGGUGGCCAUCGCGAUGAUCGGCUCGCCCAAGAUUCUGUUUCUCGACGAGCCAUCCACAGGCAUGGACCCGGUUUCCAGACGCUUCAUGUGGGACGUUAUCUCGGAGAUCUCGACGUACAACAAGGAAUCAACGGUGGUGCUGACAACGCACAGCAUGGAGGAGUGCGAGGCGCUGUGCACUCGCGUUGGUAUCAUGGUCGGUGGUGAGCUCAAGUGCCUCGCCAGCGUGCAGCACUUGAAGAACCGCUUCGGUGACGGCCUCAUGUUCGACGCCAAGCUCCAGGUGCCCUCCGCUGAGGCCGUGUCCGAGCUAGUGCUACGCCGCUUUGACUCACUCGGCACCCGCAUCGACCAAGACGACCUCACCGAGACGUGUCAGCUAUUCGGCAAUGCCUCGUGGGCCCAGAAGAUCGUAAACACGCACCCGACAGGACACGCGAUCGCCAACUUGGCCAAGCGCGACGGCUACGUCUCGACCAGCAGCUUCGCCGCGUGGUGGAUCACGGAGACGCAGUUCGAGAACGUGGCAGCCUUCUUGCAGCAGAGCUUCGGGGCGUUUGAACUGCUGGAGCGGCAGAAUGAUUCAUGCUGGUUCAAGAUCCUGGACCAGUCCACCGGUGACUCGCACAACCGGGCGCUGCGCUUGUCCAACGUGUUCGAGGUGGUGGAGAACGCCAAGACUCGUCUGUCCAUCCGCGAGUACAGCGUCUCGCAGACCACGUUGGAGCAGAUCUUCAACGCCUUUGCGAGCCAGCAGGACGCGGACGAGCCCGUCCUCACCACGCCCACGAACAGCCCCAGCAACGCGGGCGGCAGCCUCAUGGCACGUCUUCUACGCAGGAAGUAA